Molecule: messenger RNA, 1457 nt
Organism: Zonotrichia leucophrys gambelii
Lineage: Eukaryota; Metazoa; Chordata; Aves; Passeriformes; Passerellidae
Gene: MRPL10
Product: mitochondrial ribosomal protein L10
Exons: 5
Coding region: 20-778 (252 amino acids)
Biological process (GO): translation
Cellular component (GO): mitochondrial large ribosomal subunit
Molecular function (GO): structural constituent of ribosome
Source: RefSeq, a predicted model, not a curated record
UUGCGCCGGCGCGACCAAGAUGGCGGCGCUCAGUAGUGGCGGGACGCGAUGGCGGCGGGGCUGGCUGCCCGCCCUGCAGCUGCUGCGGCACGGCUCCAAGGCGGUGACGCGGCACUGGAAGGCCAUGCACUUCCAGCGGCAGAAGCUGCUGGCCCUGACCGAGUACCUGGCCCCGCGGCCCGCACUGCCGCCCCGCUGCCUGCCCCGGCCGGCGCCACGACAGCAGGAGGAGGACGGCUAUGCCCGCGUGCUGCGUGCCCAGCUGGAGGCCACGCUCCGUGCCAGCCGCAUGGUGGCCGUGUGCCAGUACAACGCCAUGGCCGACGAGGACAUGGCCACGCUGCGGCACUUCCUGCGCCGCCACGACAUCCACGUCAAGUUCGUGCUCAACGAGGUCGCCCGGCCGGUGCUGGCGCAGUCCAAGCUCAGGAAUUUGCUGCCGCUGUUCGUGUGCAGGAACAUCCUGCUGGUGAGCCCGGAGCCGCGGGCCAGGGAGAUGCUGAGAGUGCUCAAAGGGGUGCCCCAGGUCAUCCUGCUGGGCGCCUGCAUCGACGACACCAUCCUGAGCCGGCAGGGCGUGGAGAGCGUGGCGCGGCUGCCGCCGCUGGAGGUGUGCCAGGGCCAGACGGCGGCGGCGCUGUCGGUGCUGCCCUCGCAGACCUGCUCCCUGCUCCAGCGCGGCCCCGCGCACCUCGCGGCGCUCCUGGAGCAGCACAUGCGGCACCUGCGGGGCGCGGGCGGGGCCGCGGAGCCUGCCCCGGGCACCGGGAAUCAGUGACACCGGGAACGGGAACCGGAACCGGCUCCUUCCCUGCGGGGCCCGGGCACCGGGAAUCAGUGACACCGGGAACCGGAACCGGAACCGGCUCCUUCCCUGCGGGGCGCGGGCACCGGGAAUCAGUGACACCGGGAACCGGAACCGGCUCCUUCCCUGCGGGGCCCGGGCACCGGGAAUCAGUGACACCGGGAACGGGAACCGGAACCGGCUCCUUCCCUGCGGGGCCCGGGCACCGGGAAUCAGUGACACCGGGAACCGGAACCGGCUCCUUCCCUGGCCACGGGAAACAGGGAGCCCCCCGGAUGAGGGGUUGGAGGCUCAGGGACACAAUCCCCAUGGGAUUCUGCAGCUCCACAGAGAAUUGGGGCUGGGGGUUUGGCACUGAGGGUCCUGUGCCCCCCCAGUCCCGCAGGGAGUCGUGGCCGUUCCCCUGUGCUCCCUUGGGAUCGUGCCAGCAGCGUUCCAGCUGUGGUCGUUGCAGCUGUGGUCGUUCCAGCUGUGGUCGUUCCAGCUGUGGUCGGGGGUCUCUGGGAGCAGCCAGAGGAGGAGGAGGAGGAGCGGGAUGGACCCUGCAGGGGGAUUUGGGCACUCCCAGCCCGGUGCCUUGGGGAUGGGGCUGUGCUGUGACACCGCCCCAGCCCGGCUCCCUGUCCUGCCCAUUAAAGUGUCCGUGUGGAGA